UUGGCGGGGUUGGGCAAGAUGGCGGCGCUGGCGCUGUUCUCGCUGCUCGCGGCGGCGGCAGCGGCGGUGGUGGCGGCGGAGGCGGAGGGGGGAGCCCGUACCCUGGUGCUGCUGGAGAACGGGAACCUGCGGGACACGCACUCGCUCUUCUUCCGCAGCCUGGCGGACAGGGGCUUUGACCUCACCUUCCGGACAGCGGACGAUGCGGGGCUGUCCCUGAUAAAAUACGGAGAGUUUCUGUAUGACAACCUGAUUAUCUUCUCGCCAUCCAUAGAAGAUUUUGGUGGAAACAUCAAUGUGGAGACCAUCACGGCUUUCAUCGAUGGUGGUGGCAGCGUCCUCGUUGCUGCCAGCUCAGAUAUUGGUGACCCGCUGCGGGAGCUGGGCAGCGAGUGCGGGAUCGAGUUUGAUGAGGAGAGAACGGCUGUCAUCGACCAUCACAACUACGAUAUAUCCGACCCUGGCCAGCACACGCUGAUAGUGGCGGACACCGAGAACCUCCUGAAGGCUCCCACCAUUGUGGGGAAGGCAGCGCUGAACCCCAUCCUCUUCCGAGGGGUCGGGAUGGUGGCUGAUCCCGACAACCCGCUGGUACUGGAUAUCCUGACGGGCUCUUCUACCUCUUACUCCUUCUUCCCCGACAAGCCCAUUACCCAGUACCCACACGCCGUUGGGAAGAACACCCUUCUGAUUGCGGGACUACAAGCCCGGAACAACGCCCGCGUUGUUUUCAGUGGCUCCUUGGAUUUCUUCAGCGAUGCUUUCUUCAAUUCUGCUGUGCAGAAAGCUACUCCUGGCUCCAAGAGGUACACGCAGACAGGUAAUUACGAGCUGGCCAUUGCCUUGUCCCGCUGGGUGUUCAAGGAGGAGGGAGUGCUGCGCGUCGGAGCCGUCUCCCACCACCGCGUUGGGGAACAUGCGCCUCCUAAUGCCUACACCGUCACUGACCUUGUGGAGUACAGCAUUGUAAUUGAAAAGCUCUCCAACGGCAAGUGGGUCCCCUUCGAUGGAGACGAUAUCCAGCUGGAGUUUGUUCGCAUUGAUCCCUUUGUGCGGACCUUCCUGAAGAGGAACGGUGGCAAAUACAGCGUGCAGUUCAAGCUGCCAGACGUCUAUGGUGUGUUCCAGUUCAAAGUGGACUACAACCGCCUGGGCUACACCCACCUCUACUCCUCCACCCAGGUGUCCGUGCGUCCCCUCCAGCACACGCAGUAUGAGCGUUUCAUUCCCUCGGCGUAUCCCUACUACGCCGGUGCCUUCUCCAUGAUGGUUGGGCUCUUCAUGUUCAGCAUCGUCUUCCUGCACAUGAAGGAGAAGGAGAAAUCCGACUGAGCUCCUUCUGGGAGGAAGAGCCUUUUCCCGGGUGCCAGGCGGGGAUGGGCAGCUCGGGAUCCUCGUUUCCAGCUGUGUAAAGACUGAUGGGUGCCAGGCAUGCUGGGAAUUUGCGUUUGGUCAUCUGAUUUUCACAGGUUGGGGGAUUAAUAAGGAAAGAAAAUGGGAUUUUGGGGGGGAGUCAGUUCCCAGAGUGUCUCCGAAUGUGGAGCCGUGUUGCCUCCGGUGUUGUCCUGUGAGGAGUUUGUGGUGGUUGUCCCACCUCACCAUUGGGAUGGAUGUGAUUCUGGAUGAAUAAA
Cuculus canorus (common cuckoo) is the source of this 1631-nucleotide messenger RNA. It is a transcript of the gene DDOST, whose product is annotated as dolichyl-diphosphooligosaccharide--protein glycosyltransferase non-catalytic subunit. The record is from RefSeq and is a predicted model, not a curated record. Bases 19 to 1332 code for a protein of 437 amino acids. The transcript has 11 exons. NCBI's taxonomy places the organism in Eukaryota, Metazoa, Chordata, Aves, Cuculiformes, Cuculidae. Gene Ontology annotation, cellular component: endoplasmic reticulum membrane; oligosaccharyltransferase complex.